Molecule: messenger RNA, 2542 nt
Organism: Zootermopsis nevadensis
Lineage: Eukaryota; Metazoa; Arthropoda; Insecta; Blattodea; Termopsidae
Gene: Tcs3
Product: Probable tRNA N6-adenosine threonylcarbamoyltransferase Tcs3
Biological process (GO): tRNA threonylcarbamoyladenosine modification
Cellular component (GO): EKC/KEOPS complex; cytoplasm
Source: RefSeq, a predicted model, not a curated record
AUUCGUUCACAGAUGUCGAAUGUGACGUCUUUAAGGCGCACAGCAGUGGUGAUGGAUAUUUUGUAGCAUACAAGAGUAAACAGGAUUUAUAUGUUAUGUAUUGUGCAAGUAUGCGACACGUUAAAACAAAUAUACUUAUUUAAUUCAGUUUGUGUAGGUAAGUCGUAGUCUUGGGAUCAGGUAGAUUGUGGUUUCUCAUGGGCGUGUGUUACGUGUACUUCACGUUUUCACGGCGGCGAGUUUGAAGCUCAUUCUUGAUGGUAAUUGCAAUAGGAUUUGAAGGUAGUGCCAACAAACUUGGUAUUGGUAUCGUGCAUAAUGGAGUGGUCUUGUCCAAUUGCAGGCGGACAUACAUCACUCCACCUGGAGAAGGUUUUUUGCCAAGGGAGACAGCCCAGCAUCACCGGUCUCUUGUACUUGCUGUGCUGUCACAAGCGUUGCGGGAAGCUGCAGUUACACCAGAACAGAUUGAUGUAGUUUGUUACACCAAAGGUCCUGGCAUGGCACCAUCACUCCAGACAGUGGCAAUAGUGGCAAGAACAAUUGCUCAGCUUUGGAACAAACCAAUAAUUGGUGUUAAUCACUGCAUUGGACACAUAGAAAUGGGAAGGAUGAUAACUGGAAGUGAUAACCCAAUAGUGCUGUAUGUCAGUGGUGGCAACACACAAGUGAUUGCCUAUUCUAGAAACAGAUACAGAGUCUUUGGGGAAACAAUUGACAUAGCCAUAGGCAACUGCCUGGACAGGUUUGCAAGGGUGCUGAAACUGUCCAAUGAUCCCAGCCCAGGAUACAAUAUUGAACAGCUGGCAAAGAAAGGCAAGAAGUUUUUAUCACUGCCAUAUGUCGUAAAGGGGAUGGAUGUAUCUUUCUCUGGAAUUCUCUCAUACAUUGAGAAACAAAGUUAUCAACUUUUAAAGAGUGGGGAAUACGCUCCAGAAGACCUGUGUUUUUCUCUCCAAGAAGUACUAUUUGCAAUGCUGGUAGAGACCACAGAACGAGCAAUGGCUCACUGUGGCUCUCAAGAAGUUCUCAUUGUUGGUGGUGUUGGUUGUAAUUUGCGUCUGCAGGAAAUGAUGGAGACUAUGUGUCAUGAGAGGGGAGCAAAGCUGUUUGCAACAGAUGAGAGAUUUUGCAUUGAUAAUGGAGUGAUGAUUGCCCAGGCUGGUUUUGAAAUGUUCAGGACUGGUAACUUGACGAAGUGGGAUGAAACAACAGUUACCCAGAGGUAUCGCACAGAUGCUGUGGAGGUUACCUGGAGAUGAUAAAUCAGCUGUUACAUAUUGUCAGACAUUUGUAUUAAUUAAUGUAAAAACAUGUUUUACUCUUAAGAAUGUUCUGUCAUCACAUGUGGUCUUGUUGGAUGUUGAAGUACGCAGCCAUUAUAUCAAAAUGUAAAGAUUAAUAUGUUGAGGAUACAGGAGUCUCUUGUGUUUAGGAAAGAAAUUGGUCUUACAGCAUGCUUUGCUUGUAUGCCCCUCAUAUUUCCUUUCCUUAUGUUUCUUAGAUCACUUACUAUAGUUGUAGGAAAUAUUUUGACAUUUCAAAUGCCUGGACAGCCUUGUCGUUAAUUAUUUUUGAUAAUCAGUAUACCUCACUAGGUGUAACAGGCUAAAAGUUCUUGUUGGUUUCAGGAUAUUUUUAAAUUAUGGGAAGUUACUGUUGUUCAGAGUUAGCAUUUGACUGAGAUAUUGUAAUCCUUGCAUGAUUAUGUAAUGUGAUAUAAACUCAGUUCUCAUAUUUUUGAUCUAUGUCAAAACAAACAUUUUGUGUUAAAGUCUAUUUUGUUAUAGAGUAAAUUUUAUUUGUUAUUACAAGUGUCUGUUAUUCUGUAGGCUUUUGAUUAUUUUUUUAAGAAUGAAAAAAUGAAAUUUUAAUAUGAAUAGACAAGUACAAAUUAUGUGCAAUCUAUGGAAAUUAAUUUUGAUUAGAUGGUAGUUGAAAAUUUGACAGAUGACAUUGAAACACCUCAGCGUUAUUUAUAAUCAGUAUUGAAAUCUACCUUAGAAAUGUUCACAAUCAACAUUUUUACUAUUGUUUAGCUUUGGCAUUGAAUGUUGAAUGUUGAAGUUGUUCCUAUCUUUCAGCAAACAUUGAAGUUGCCAUCAAACCAUUAAGGUAUAUUAUUUAAACAUUGCAUCACAUGUUUUGGCAUAUGGUGAAAAUCAAAUUUUAAUUUUUAAUUAUCAAAUUUGUUUUGAAGUUUAUUGCAGUGCAUAAUUAAGUGGUAAAGUUUAAUAUUAGAUUACAUCAGAUAAAAAAUGUAUAUAGAAUAUAACUUUUAUUUAGGAGUAAAUUAGGAAUAACAUUUUCAAGUGUAAUUCACAUAUUUGCUAUUGUUGUAAGGAGUUCAUGCUAGUGUGCUUGUAAGUCUGUUGAAGAUUUGUUGGAGGCUCCUAUGGAAUAUAUGAAGAAAUAUGAGGUAUAAAACUAAAAUUGGAUAUACAGAUGUCUUCCACAAGAUUAUAUGGUAUAAGGGGAUAUAUGGUUUGACAGCUUGAUAUGUACAGACCCUCUAAUAGAAUAUAGAAUGAGUAUUAUGAGA